AUGGGGAUAUCAUUGCCACGUUAUGGGGAUGAGCUAGUAAAAUUAAAACUGGAAAAACCAGAUUCCCUAAGAGACGUAUUGUUGGGUGGUGUGGUUAAGGCGGACCAGGCAGUGACGAUGUUUAGAGUCAACAUGGCGUAUGACAGCGCAGAGAGUGCGGUUGAAGGUGGAGUUGGCAUGGGAAAAGAGUUGGUAAAAAAGAAGUUGGAUGGUGAAGUGUAUGCGGAAAUACGCAAGUCUAUGUGUCCUGUGUUGUGUAGAUUGCUGGGUUUUGAGACUUUGAGUUCCACAUAUGUGCUAAAGCCACGACUUUAUGAUUUUUAA
Molecule: messenger RNA, 324 nt
Organism: Erigeron canadensis
Lineage: Eukaryota; Viridiplantae; Streptophyta; Magnoliopsida; Asterales; Asteraceae
Product: enoyl-CoA delta isomerase 2, peroxisomal-like
Exons: 1
Coding region: 1-324 (107 amino acids)
Source: RefSeq, a predicted model, not a curated record